Molecule: messenger RNA, 357 nt
Organism: Parnassius mnemosyne (clouded apollo)
Lineage: Eukaryota; Metazoa; Arthropoda; Insecta; Lepidoptera; Papilionidae
Source: the annotation of a GenBank genome assembly
AUGAGUGCGCGACUCCUAGCGACAGUUGGCUUCCUGCUGGCCCUGGUUGCGACAGGGGACAGUAUCAAAUGCUGGCAAUGUGGAAUAUACAGCGAUGGCGUUGGGUCCAUAACGCCUUGUAACAACAGAAGCGCCACUCGUCUGGCGGAAUGUCCACCAGCGGCGAAGUAUUGUAUUAAAUAUGUAAGCGAGUUGACUGUUGUACGAGAUUGUGUACCAACUUGCACAGAAAAAGAGUGGUGGGGCGCCCGGACCUUCUGCUGCGAAUCUGAUGAGUGUAAUUCUGCAUUCACACGGACGCCAACAGCUGCCAGCAUUGUUGCGGCUAUCGCGUUAGUAGUAGCAAUCGUACGCUGA